AAAUAAAAGCAUCACCAAUUCAAAAUGCUUGUUGCCUUCAAAGCUACAUACUUUGAUUCGGUCCAUUCUCUUAGCUGAAUCUUUCAAGGAGAUUUCAUGCUUUUGUGUUGCAUAUGUUUGUCUAAUUGUCUCUGUCUUGAUAGUUUUUUCUUAUGCUUUAGCUAGCUUUGGUGGGUUCUAUCUAUUUUUUCUUUCCUUCACGCUUUCGUUGCUUAGUUACCCUUUCUUUUAUGCAUUUCGCAUCAAAUCUGUCACAUAUUCUUGGUUUCUAGAUCUGGGUAUUUUCUUUUUUCUCAGAAGAAUUCUUCUUUAGCUGUAGCCAAGACCAUCCAUGAAUCAAAACAUGUCAAAUGAAACUCUAAACAUCGGAAAUUAAUCCAAAGUCUCUCGACUUCGAGCGUAUCCAAAAGCCUGUGGAGGUUGCCAAUCUGCCCGAGAAAAGAAUUGUUCGUUGUUACGAAGAUGCAGCAGCAUACGGGACAUCUUGAGGAGGAGCUGAAGAAGACGAAGGACCAAUUAUAUGUAACCGAGAAAGAAAGGGAUCGAGCACUUGAUGAGGUGAAAGAGAUGAAAAAGGUGGCUGGGGAGGCCAACAUGAGGCAGAAGGUCAGAGAGAUGCAAAUGGAGCUGAAUUCAGUAAAGGAUGCAUUGUCGAUUGCAAGCCAGGAAUUGAACAUCAAAGAAAAUAAUAUGAUCCCUUUGAAACUUGAACUAGAGAAGGCAAAAAAAUUGGAGCUUAAACUGGCAGAGAGAGAUGCCUUAUUGGGCAAGUUGAAAGGGGAGUUGAGUAGUGUGAAAGUUUCUGAGGCUAACGUGAUUGCCUUAUUGUCUGACAGAAAUAUUAGAAUUCAGGAAUUGGAGGAGGAAAUAAAAAAAGGGGAGGAGCUGAAUUCAAAAACGUUUGAUUCAUUGGUUGUGCAGACAAAGCAGCUUGAGCAAACCAAGAUUUUGCUUGAAGAGGCAAAGCUUGAGAUUGCUUCUCUUCAUGAGAGAAUGAAGAAAUUGGAGGGUGAGAAAAUGGAUUCCUUGAAGGUGAAGACACUGAGGGAGGAAAUGGAGAUGCUUAAAAAUGAACUGAAGUUGGUAACAGAGGCGGAAGAGAAUGGGAAGAAGGCAAUGGAUGAUUUAGCACUAGCACUAAAGGAAGUGGCAACAGAAGCUAGCCAGGCGAAGGAGAAACUCAGUGUAAGCCAAGCAGAGCUAGACUGCAUAAAAGAUGAGGGAGAGAAUUUGAAGGUGAUGUUAAAGAGCAAGGAGGAGAUGUACAAAGAACUCUUGGAUGAAGCAAAGAAAGAAGCUGAACGGUAUAAGAAUACAGCAGAAAGGUUGAGACUAGAGGCUGAAGAGUCGCUCUUGGCAUGGAAUGAGAAAGAAACUGGCUUUGUUGAUUGUAUAAAAAAAGCUGAAGAGGAGAGGUUUGCUGAACAAGGAGAGACAAGUAGACUGCUUGAGUUGCUUACAGCAGCCGAGAGAAAGGCUAUGGCCUCAAAGGAAGAAAAUCAGAAGUUGCGUGACAUACUUAAACAGGCCUUAAAUGAAGCCAAUGUUGCAAAAGAAGCUGCAGGGAUUGCUAAGGCUGAAAAUUCCCAACUUAAGGAUAGCCUGGCCGAAAAGGAGGAUGCCUUGAAUUUCCUUACCCGAGAAAAUGAACACCUUAGGAUUAAUGAUGCUGCUGCUUUUGAGAACAUCAAAGAGUUGAAGCGGUUGCUUUCUGAGGCAUUGACAAAGGAGUUUAGGAAAGAAGAUAAGGAGAAAUCACCAACAAAGGAGUUCAAGAAGGAGGAUAAGGAGCACAAAGAUGGCAACAAAAUGGGUAAAGCUUUCAGUUUUCGUCUCAAGGAGUUGAAACUUCCCAAUAAACACAGAAAUGUGGAUGAGGACCCUGAAAAUGAUGAGGCUCUUACGAGCUCAAUAUUUGGCACUUUAGCUUCAUCAGAUUCAGCAGCCCAUCAGAGGAAAAAUCCGUCUUCUGUAUUCAGAGAUGGAGGAGAAACACUACAUCCUGAUGGAACCCAUUUUGAUGACCCAGACAAUGAUAAAGGCUCAAGAAAAAAGAGAGCGCUACUACGAAGGUUUGGAGAUCUUAUAAGGAGAAGUCAUCUUCAGAGGAAGGAACCAUUGAUUUGAAUAAACCUUUUGGAGUAAACAAAUUUUCCUACCACUUAGUUUUAUUCUUGGAACAGAUUAUCCACGUAGUUUUGAUUCUUGGAAAAUGAAACUUGCCACCAGAGAGUUAUACUGAACAUGCUCCCCAUGAUCUAUAGUUAUGUACAGUCUUUAUGUUGCCCUUUUUUUAUUCUUAAGCAAGUGAUUUCCCAUCG
Molecule: messenger RNA, 2321 nt
Organism: Alnus glutinosa
Lineage: Eukaryota; Viridiplantae; Streptophyta; Magnoliopsida; Fagales; Betulaceae
Product: WEB family protein At4g27595, chloroplastic
Exons: 2
Coding region: 463-2127 (554 amino acids)
Source: RefSeq, a predicted model, not a curated record